This is a messenger RNA of Enterobius vermicularis (human pinworm), 1182 nucleotides long. Lineage: Eukaryota; Metazoa; Nematoda; Chromadorea; Rhabditida; Oxyuridae. The record is from the annotation of a GenBank genome assembly.
AUGAGCUCGCAGUCGGUAGAACUGUGCCUUGUCUGUCAAGAUGUGUCUACCGGAUACCACUAUGGUGUACCCAGUUGCAACGGAUGCAAGACAUUCUUUCGACGAACUAUUGUAAAAAAGCAGACUUUUGUGUGUCAACAUGACGGCAAAUGCCCAGUUGAUAAAAGUAUCAGAUGCUCUUGCAGAUCUUGCCGAUUUAAAAAAUGUCUGGAGGUUGGUAUGGAUCGUUUUGCCAUUCAGCAAAGCCGUGACCCAAUUGGUUAUACGAAACGAACUCGACGGUACUCGGUACUAAAAGCGGUUCAUACCCCUGAAGGCGAUCAGUCCUCACCUCAAAGUGACAUCAAAGAUGUAAGAGCUCAGACUUCAGAGUAUGAUUCUCAGGAUGAAUUCCUUGACGCGUUAACUGAUGUUGAAGAAAAAUGUAAGAAGCUUCGUAACGCAGAAAUUCAGAUAAAUUGUGGAAAGGGGCUUCUUGAAAAUCAGAAGAAUUCGCUAGUGCUUCGACCUGCACAACUGAUCGAUUAUCAGAGUUGGCAUGAAAAUGACUGGAUUUUAAUGACCGAGUGGGCCAAAUCUAUCCCUGCCUAUCAGAGUUUGCCCAUCAGUGACAAAUUAGCUUUACUACGGCACUCAGCACUCACUUUUCCACAUCUUUCUCAGUGCUUUUACUCAGAGGACCAUGGACCGGAUACUCUAGUUUUUCCAAGUGGAGCUUACAUGGACAGAACCUCUGAACCCGGAAGAAGUCUAGGUUUUGGGAGAAGAAAGCACCAAAUGCUUGACCAGUUACUGAUUCCAAUGCGCAAAAUGAAAGUUGAUCUUUGUGAAUUCGCUGCUUUCAAAGCAAUCUUCUUUUUAAAUCCAGGUCAGUUCAAAAUUUCAUCGACUGAGGCUUUCUUACUACUAUUUUUAGAUGCCGAAGACAUUAGUGAAACAUCGAAGAAACUUAUAUCAGAAGGACGUUCGCUAGUUACAAGCGCUUUGUACAAGUAUAUAAUUAAGAAGACCGGCUUUGAGGAUUCAGGCGAUAGAUUCCGGAAAUUGUUGUUGCUGGGGACGGUUUUGGCAACAAUGGCAGUGGAACUUAAGGAGGCUGUUGUAGCUGCAAAUUUCUUUAACCAGUUGGAGUUCUCGUCUUUUGCUAAGCAAUUACUGUUUGGACUGAAAUCUGAGGUUUAA